Galleria mellonella (greater wax moth) is the source of this 3070-nucleotide messenger RNA. Its product is annotated as protein artemis-like. The record is from RefSeq and is a predicted model, not a curated record. NCBI's taxonomy places the organism in Eukaryota, Metazoa, Arthropoda, Insecta, Lepidoptera, Pyralidae. The transcript is spliced from 4 exons. Gene Ontology annotation, molecular function: 5'-3' DNA exonuclease activity; damaged DNA binding. The coding region runs from base 239 to 1375 and encodes 378 amino acids. Gene Ontology annotation, biological process: interstrand cross-link repair; double-strand break repair via nonhomologous end joining; protection from non-homologous end joining at telomere.
UUGUAUACAUACGUCAAAAAUAUUAUUUCAAUUUCUUCUUAUCAUGUACUUUAUUUCUUAAAAACUAUUAUCUCUUUGUAUUUAAUUAUUAUUUUAUUCUAGAUUUAUUCAUUAUUUAUAUAUCCUGAACUUUUUUAAAUACUUUUUUUUUUAUAAGUAAGCAUUCUAAAUUCGUAUCGCUGAUUAAAUAACUCGAAAUAACGGCGACAAUGCUUUUAAAUUAAUUAUUUUCAGGGCAAUGUGUUCUACAAACAUUUCAAAGGUGUGUCUAUCCAGUUUCGGCGGGAGAAUUGAUGAAAUUCCCGGUAUAUGCGUAGAUAAUUUUAAUAUUAUUAAUAGAAGUGCUUAUUUCCUGAGCCAUUGCCAUACUGAUCACACGGAAGGAUUAUACAGUGAUGAACUAUUGGAUUCCUUGGAGGAGAAUGUGGACACGUACAUUUAUGUGUCGGAAAUGACCGCGCUAAUAGUUGAACACGAAAAAUACGAGUUGAAAAAGUAUUUGAAAGUUCUCAAGUUGGGUGAACCAACAUUGGUGAUGCUACGUUCAAUGCCAGAAGAGAACAUAGAAGAAUGUGUCAUCACCGUGACUGCUAUACCAGCGGGACAUAGUCUGGGCUCUAACAUGUUCCUCUUUCAAACAAACAACAAGACUAUACUGUAUACAGGAGAUUUCAGAAUAUCACCGAAUGAUAUAAAAAAACAUAGAGAUUUCCACAGCCCCCAGGAUCGCAAUGAACCCAUACAUCUCGACACAAUGUAUAUUGACACGACAUUUUUAAAUGGAGAACACAAUGUUUUCAUGAGAAGGACAGAAGUUAUCGACUACCUUACAAGUGAAAUAAAAAGUUGGCUAGACAGAGACAGUGAGAAUCGUGUUGCGUUAAGUCUAUCAGCAAAGUAUGGCUACGAGAGUGUGUUUAAUGAAAUCUAUAAGAGAUUGAGGAAGAAAGUUUAUGUAAAUGAUAAAAUCUGGAGUCUCUACAGGAAAAUGCCAGACAGAGUCAUAGGUGUGACAAAUGAUGAAACAAAAAUACGUAUACACGUCUGCCACAAUAAAUACUCCCAUUAUCAUCACAGGAGAUGCGUGCCAAACUCUCCUAACGCUAACUACUUGUAUGUCCGUCUGUCCGCUAUGAAAUGGCAGAAUUGCUCAUUAGAAGAGGUGCCAUUCAAGUCGAAAGAUCAAGGGACAAGAUUGGACGUGUGUUUCUCAACGCAUUGCAGUCGAAGUGAGCUGGUGCAUUUCGUAAACUACUUCUCGCCUAAAAAGGUCGUGGGUUUCCCAAAUCCUUACCCGCAAAGUGAAGGUACUUUAGUUAGAAAGAAUAUGUCAGAUUUUCAAUUUUUACCCAAGAAAAGAAGGCACCGUAGGUGAUGUAUAUUUUUUUAUAUUAAAACAAUGGUAACCCCGGCUGUAGUGUUCAUUUUUGACGGGGCACCUGUGGGGGAAAGGGUUAUUAUAUAUUAUACUUUAUCUGGUCGAUAUCCACGCAUGCUCCCUAGAAAUCAUGAUGGUUCACUUAUGAACCUGACCUGACCACCAUUCACCAUUGGGGAUGAAGGGUUUGUUAGUAAAGCGGACUCCCAGCCUCGUUGCUUGUUAGCAAUGGACCACAUGGAGGUCGACCUCCAUGUGGUCCCCCUGGAAACCUGAACACAGGGUUACCUACUAGUCAACAUAUAAUAUUGAUAGGAUAGAACUAAGAAAGAAAUGAAAGAAAGAAAUAAUUUAAUCAAAAGAAGCAUGCGGCCCACACAGUAGCGCACAAAACAAAAACAAAAGAAAUCAAAAACAAAACAAACAAAAGAAAAUAAUAAUUGUAUACAAAUAGAAAGCAAUUAAAUUAUAAUGUACGCGUGCGCGCGUGUGUGUCGCAAUGUUCUGUGAUGUAGGUCCGUGCUCAGCAUAUUGCUGCAGCGCUUGAAGCGCUACAGCGCUGUUUUUCAGCAAGAACCAUAGCGUCACAAGUAAAAAACAGUUAUAUAAGUAGUGCGUUGGUAUUCUAUACAUAUACAAAUCUACAUUAUACAUAUACACAUACACGUACAUACACAGACACAUACACAUACAUAUAUAUAUAUACAUACAUAUACACAUACACAUACAUACACAUUCACACACAUAUACAGAAUAAAGAAAAAUGAGAUGGCAAUAUAUAGUGUUCUAUCACCUAACCUAGCCAUACUAUUACUGUUCAAUCAGAUCAGCGACGCGGGAGGCUGUGUUCAUGCAUUGAGUGCAACUAGUUGAAUGUAUAAUGCGAAAUUUUACAAGAUUAGAUGGAUGUUCGCUCUUUCAAGCAAAGACUGACCUUAAAAAUGGGUUUUAAUGAAAUUUAGCAAAACGAGUAAGUUGUUUCCUAAUUUAGCACGUAGGAUACUGUGUAUUUACCAGAGGGAGACUUUGUAUAAAAGUCCGUUGCUUGGGUACCUCUGUCCCAUUCGUGUUUCUACCGUCAAGCAGUUGUGUUUGCAUGGCUGUGUUUCGAUUUGAAGGGUGGGAUAUGGCGUGAAUUUACAGGGUACAGUUACACUUGAGUCUUCAGGAAUGACAACGCAUGGGAGGUAUCAUGGGCGAAACAGUAUACUCUGUUAUGUCCAUGGUACUGCUCAUGUCUAUAGGCGACGGUUACCACUUACCAUCAGGUGGGCCGUCAGCUUGUUUAUCACACUAAGUUGUAUAAAAAAAAACAGUCUAACUAUCCACUGCUGAACAUACGCCUCCCCCUUGGAAGUUUUGCCAGUAGUUGCCACGCUUAGCAGGCGGAUUGGCAACUACAUUUAGGCUUUAGUAAUGCUUUAAGAGGGACGCUGCUGCCCAUUUCUCGCCCUCCCUUAAUCGCCUCUUACGACACCCACAGGCCUGUAAUAAAUGUGCUUACGACCAAAAAAAUUAAUAUAGAAACUGUUAUAUAUGUAUUUAUUACUAAAUAUAGACUGAAAAUGUAUGAAAAUUGCGUUUUCCUUGUUAAUACUUGUGUAUGUCUAACUUUAAGACUGUAUGAAUUUCAUUAUUUUUAAUAAUUUCAAUAAGAAUAAAUAAAUUGCUUACUUUAUUUAUUAUACCCGA